GGUCACUGUUUUCACUUUCCCUGACACCACACAUCCAUCCUCAGGUUCCAGAACCCCUCUAGUGCUGGAUUCCAGCAACUAACCACUGGGCAAGACUGCUUCGGGGCCAGACUGCCCCAAUGCCUUGCCUGCUGCUAGGGCCUAGCCUGAACUGUGGAUAAGCAGGAUGCUAGGGUGUUGACUGCCCCACUUUACCUAGACAAGAUAAAGUCAAUCCCUCCCAUAUUCCUCCUACACAGGAAUGUCUCUGAUGCUGAUACCUCUGCCCCCAUCACCAUGGAAACCACAGGAGCCUAGAAUGGCUGUCUACAUAAUGAACUAUGGACCAGCCUUGAUCAUUUCAGUUGACACAUAGCCCAUUUAGAUUAUAAUUUGUCCUUCUGAAGUCUCUGACCACAUUGAUACUAAGCUAUCUAUAGUUUUGUCACUUAGACAACAGCAAUCAUCUUCUUCCCCCAAGCCACCUUGUUAGUCCAUUAGUUAGUUCUUUAGUUAAAUAAAGCUGCCGUGUACCUUGUUAAGGAAAGGAAACCAAGUUUACAUUGUUAACAGGCUUCAUGUUAAAAGAUAAACAGGUUUAUAACCUUUUACUAAAAGAACAUAAUUUACGUUUUUUUCGCCAAGAUGGCGCCGAAAGCGAAGAAGGAAGCUCCUGCCCCUCCCAAAGCCGAAGCCAAAGCGAAGGCCUUGAAAGCUAAGAAGGCGGUGCUGAAAUGCAUCCACAGCCACAAAAAGAAGAUCCGAACGUCACCCACCUUCCAGCGGCCCAAGACCCUGCAGCUCUGGAGGCAGCCAAAAUAUCCUCGGAAGAGUGCGCCCAGGAGAAACAAGCUUGACCACUAUGCUAUCAUCAAGUUCCCACUGACCACUGAGUCAGCCAUGAAGAAAAUAGAGGACAACAACACUCUUGUGUUCAUUGUGGAUGUCAAGGCCAACAAGCAUCAGAUCAAACAGGCUGUCAAGAAACUCUAUGACAUUGAUGUGGCCAAAGUCUAUACCCUGAUAAGGCCCAACAGAGAGAAGAAGGCGUAUGUUCGCUUGGCUCCUGAUUAUGAUGCCCUAGAUGUUGCCAACAAGAUUGGGAUCAUCUAAACUGAGUCCAGAUGGCUAAUUCUAAAUAUAUACUUUUU
Molecule: messenger RNA, 1130 nt
Organism: Mus musculus (house mouse)
Lineage: Eukaryota; Metazoa; Chordata; Mammalia; Rodentia; Muridae
Product: predicted gene 8112
Exons: 1
Coding region: 625-1092 (155 amino acids)
Source: RefSeq, a predicted model, not a curated record